Molecule: messenger RNA, 1589 nt
Organism: Tripterygium wilfordii
Lineage: Eukaryota; Viridiplantae; Streptophyta; Magnoliopsida; Celastrales; Celastraceae
Exons: 5
Coding region: 405-989 (194 amino acids)
Source: RefSeq, a predicted model, not a curated record
CCGUUCCUGCUCUCUCCCUCCGGUCAAAAUCGGGAAUCGAUUUCCCUCUGCUCGAAAUCGGACAUCGAUCUGUCUCGCUCUCUCGCACACAGCCGCACGCCUCUCUCCCUCUCUCGCUCUCUGCUUCUGGUCGAAUUUUCGACCGCGGAAAGCCGUACACAGCCACAUCGCCGUCCACCGAAUAGCUCCUUGCUCUCUGUCUCUGCUCUUUUAGAUGUCAAUGUUUUUAUCGGGUCAACUAUCAAGCUCUAUGGUUCGUUAGCUCUUAUUUACAUUUUCAACCGGUAACCUGUUCCAAUUUCUACCCGAAACAUCCCUCCCUUUGCAUCCAGCAUCGUGUUUGCCGUCCUCCACUCCUCCGUAUCCAACAUGGGUCGCCUCUUAUAAUGUAAAGAAAAUUGAAAAUGGCGCUUCGCGCCAGAGACCUAGUUGCUAAACUAUCAACUCGAUUGAAGUCUCCUCAGGGCAGGCCAUUCUGCAACACCCCCACCAUCACCAACAACAAAAGCAAUAACGACAAGCGUGAUCCCAACGUGAGCAGUUACAGUCAAGCGUAUAAGCAGCUGGACAAGCUCGAUUUUAUGACUGCAUCCAAGAUUCUUUUUACCGGCCCACCUAAGAAAACGAAAUUUGGGAUUGAUUUCCAUUUGGUGCAGCUAUUCUUUGCCUGUCUGCCUUCAUUUGCUGUAUAUUUGGUGGCACAAUAUGCUCGACAUGAGGCGAAGAAAAUGGAUGUGGAGCUUGAGAAGAAAAAGAAGGAAGAGGAGGAGAAAGCUAAAGAGAUGGAGUUAAAUGCCACUAAAGAAGCAGAAGAUAGGUCUGAUUCGAAGCUUCUGGAGGUGAAAGUAAGACUGGAUAAAUUAGAGGAGGUCGUAAAGGAAAUUGCAGUUGAAGCAAAUAAACAAUUGUGUGACAGCACAACCAAAAAUCAGAAUAAUGGUGUUGAAAGGAAGCAUCCUGAAACAGUUGAAUCAAGAAAUAGCAAGUAGAUCAGAAAUCCGAAGAACUUAUUCCCGGCCUUGGUUGGUAAGUGGAUUAUCGCCUCAACUGGAUGCCUUCUAGCAGAAUCGGAAGAAUAAAAUUCCAGAGCGAAGGUCUUUCUCAUGAUACCAAUGCAAUAAGAGAUGUAGAGCUUGUUUUAUCAGACGUAUGCAUGUCUGUCUUAGGAGCAAAGCGUUAGGCCUUUUCUGCCCCAUUGUCCAACCUUGGAUUUGCAAUUUUUUGACUGCAAGAAGGGGCUUAGGCUGCUGGUAGAUAGGGGAGGCUCUUUGCACUUUAUAAAGUCUUGGAGGGAGGUUGCUAAUACACCAAUAUGGUUAGUUGCAAACUUCUCUGGCCGGUGCUAGUGUCAGGCAGCAAGAGUUGGCAUGCUGGGUCUGGGAGUUCUCCAUCAAAGUUACUGGAAAUUUAUGUCUUUCCCUUGGCUUAUUAUAUUUGGCCCUUCCAGCAUUUUUUUUCACUGCAAUGUUCAUCAUAAGUGCAUUUCAGAUCUCAACAUUGUAAUAGGCAACAAUUGCCAAUUCUAUGUCAAAGCUUUUCACAUAUAAUUAUAAUGAAAAUGCAAGGAAGAACCAAACAUUCAAUUUUAA